GUGAAAUGUUGUUUUUUUUUCUGUCGGCAAAAUGAUUCUAAUAAACUAAUGAACUAGUUAAGCCGAUUCAGCCAACUUGUUAACAUACACAAGGGACGGCAAUGCGCCGCGGUAGAUGACGCUAGCAACCGAAUUCCAGAAAAUUGUAUUUCGAAUUUAAAUUAUCAAUUCUUAACUGUGUUUAAUAUGAACUUAUUCGGUUCAAGCGUUUUCAUUCUUUUUAAAUCAAAAGAAAUUAUUUUCAAUACAUACCAAGCACGAAGAAUGUUCACAUGCAUGAAUCCGAAUCUGUUUGGCGAAUUCAAUGUAUACUACAGGAAUUUCCUUUGAACAGUUUCACGAGAGGUUUAUCCACAUUCCGACACAAGAGCAACAGAUCUAAACAGUGCUGGUAGUAUUUCUGGCCUCGAUCUUUUUUCCAUUUGCUCAGUUAGUGUUGUUUUAGAAAUCUGUAACAGUGUUCGAAGCGAUUCCAGAGAGUCUAACGGAACACUGAGAGGACCUCACUAGGGUACCCUAGUCUAUUUAUACUUUUGUCACUGGUUUCUGGACUGGUUUCUGGCUUUUUAGCCAAUCAAAAUUGAUCUACUGUUGUUAUGAUGAUACACAGAAACUCAAAGCUCGAUCCUGAUUGGCUGAAAAUAGCUUUCGGGUUUCCUGUGUGAACAAGAAUUUAUCUGGAAACCAGUCGGGAUUCCUAUGUGAAUCAGUGCUACGUCAUUUUGCACUAGUGCACUCUCAAGCGAUAGUCCGCUGUCUAAGAGCCAUUGGGGGACUCUGGGCUCGUGAUCGACAGUCUUGUGUCAAACAUUUCGAUGGUUCCCCUCCCACAAGAACAAAGAAGUUUAUAUUCCAAGUAGUAAAUGUGGGUUUCCUGUGGUACAACUUUCAAAAUGGCGGCCAAAGCGAUCGUAUUGCCAUCUACCGGUAAAAUACUUCAGUGAAUACUCCAUAUUCUUUUCGUUCAUAUUAUUUUAUUUGAAGUAUCGCUUUCAACUACAUCUUUUUUUUGAAAAAAUCUCACUAGUUUCCGGAAACUAGUUGAACUAGUCUAAAUCCGCCCCUGCAGAGGAAUGGAUCUAAAUAGGAAGAAACUAGCGCGCUAGCAAAACUGGCUGAAGUUAACUGUGAUAUAGAAAAUUAUCACGAAGCUGUUGAUUACUAUGAGAAGGGACUGGAAAUAGUACAAGAGACUGGUGACAAGAAACUAGAGUGUGAGAUGUGUUAUAGCAUUGGCGGUGCGUGUGGUAAACUGGGAGAUUAUGACAAGUUUAUGGAGUAUUCAAAACAAGGCUUCAAUGUUGCGUUAAGAAUCGGUGACUCUAGACUCACUGCAGAUUCUUAUGAAGGUCUUGGUGGUGCUUACCAUUCCCUGUGUGACUAUCAAAAGAGUAUUAAGUGCUAUAAAAAAGCUGUUGAUAUGUACAAACAACUGAAUGAUGAAGAAGGAUUAGGGCGUUGUUACGGAAACAUGUCAUUAUCCUAUAAGAAGCAAGGAAAGUACCAUGAUGCAAUUCGUCUAUUAGAGGAGAGUCUCAGGAUAAUUGUUGAAAUUGGAAAAAAAGAAAAUCAGGCGAGUGACUUGCUUAACUUGGGGUCAAUAUACGCAAUGUUGAAUGAUUAUGAUAAGGCCAUCGAAAUGUUCCAGAAAAGUCUUGCUAUCAGUAUAGAGAUCGGUAAUAAACGUCUUCAAGCAAGAUGUUAUGGUAGCCAGGGAAAUGUUUUGUUUCAUUAUUGUAACAAAUAUUCAGAAGGCAUCGUGUAUUAUCAGAAAUGCUUAGACAUUUCAAAAGAAAUCGAUGAUAAACAAUCACAAUCGGUCACCUUAUUAAACAUUGGCCAAUGCUUAACGGGAUUACGUCGAUACGAAGAGGCGAAGAAACAAUACGACAUUAGUCUUGCUCUUGCUAAAGAAUUAAAUGACAAACAUAAUGAGGCAGGUAUUUAUCAUACUAUGGCUAUAAACAAUAUUUGCAGAAAUCAAAUUCAAACUGCAUUAACUUUAUUAGAGAAAUGUCUUGAUAUCGCUUCCACUAUUGGCAAUAAAGAUCUUGAGGGUGGAGCAUGCUAUAAAUUGGGUCAAGUAUACUAUUCAUUAAACAAAGAGAACCAAGGACAUCAAGCAUGUCAUGUAACUGAUGAUAAUAUAGCUAAAUCGGAAGAAUACUUGAGAAGGGCACUUGAUUGUUAUGACUUUAUUUUUCAUCAUCUACAUCAACGGGAUCAAUUCAAAGUCUCCAAAUUUGAUACAUUCAUUGCAACCUACAAAUUUCUCGCGAUUCUGUUGAUCGAGACAAAGAGAACACAAGAGGCUCUGUUAGUAUCUGAUGGUGGAAGAGCACGUGCUUUAGGAGAUCGCUUGAUCUUUAAAUACGGUAUGAUUCAACAAGAAUAUUUAUCGCCUAGACAAUUAACUUAUCCUGAUGUAGAAGGGAUCCUAACAAAUGAUGGAUUCUCUUUGCUGCAUUACAGCUUACUAAGCGACAGUUUGGCUGUGUGGGUUUUAGCUAAAGACUCACUGAUGUUCAGAGAAACUGAAAAGGAACAAUUUGAUUCUGCCAUGGAAACAUUGACUGAAGAAAAGAAAGAUGGUGAUGAAAACUCCAUUAAACGUUUCUUUACUGCUACGGUUUCAAGAGCAUAUGAAAUGAUGAAAAUCCAAGAAAGCGUCACUUGUGAAAACAGAUCACUUGAUGAUUGCGUUACAUCGAAAGAUCAUGUCACUACAAAAGCUUCUGAAUCUCUGUCACGUGAUGAUGGUACCAGUGAAGAGAGCCUCGAUAAAGCGUCUCACCCACUUGAAACGUUGUACAAUUGUUUAGUUGCACCUGUCCUAUCAGAAGUACAACACGACGAGAUUGUCAUAGUACCCGAUGGACCAAUGUAUAGAGUACCGUUUGCUGCCCUCAGGGAUCCCAAUACAGCGGGACAAUAUCUGUCAGACACCAAACGCAUUCGCCUUGCGCCAUCAAUAGCAAUAUUAAAGACUCUAAAUGAAUGUCCAGUGAAUCAUCACAGCCAAAAAGGAGCAUUGAUUGUAGGCGAUCCAAGUGUUGGAGAGGUGAUGUUUAGAGGAAAGAAAAGAACGUUUGCACGUUUACCUUCAGCAGGUACCGAAGUCAGAGUUAUUUCUUAUAAGUUGGGGCAGGCCGCCCUGACUGGAGAGGAAGCUACCAAAGACGCUGUUUUGCACAGAUUGCAAGAGGGAUCAGCUGUGAUUCACAUUGCUGCACACGGGAGCUCUGACAAUGGUGAAAUAGCGCUAGCACCAAAUGUCUCACCAGAAAGACAAGGAAUUCCAGAAGAGGAUGACUACCUGUUGAAGAUGAGGGAAGUCCAAAGCAUCGGAAUCAAAGCUCAACUUGUUGUCCUAAGCUGUUGCUACAGUGGUCGUGGUGAGAUCAGGGCAGAGGGUAUGGUUGGACUAAGUCGUGCUUUUCUAGCGGCUGGAGCUCGUUCUGUCGUAGCUUCACUGUGGGCAAUCGACGACACAGUAACUUUGUGUUUCAUGCUGAAGUUUUACGGUUAUCUUACUCGAGGGGAUAGUGCGAGUGUAAGCCUUCAUAAAGCCAUGCUAGAUAUCCGAACAGAGGAAGGCCAAAGGGAUCCUAAGUACAGAGAUCCCAAGUACUGGGCUCCUUUCUUCCUGAUCGGCGAUGAUGUCACCCUCAGUUUGUAAGUAAUAAGCAUCAUAUUCAUCUUUGAUGUCAAAAAAUGAGCAUGAAACACAAAUCAUUUGAUAAAUACAGUAUUGAUUCAACACGAACAUCAACACGAACAGUGUGCUUUUGGCAUGUUGCAAUUAACUCGUCAAGGUCUGUCCAGAGCCGGUUGUUAUAGCUAGCUGUCGCUUGUAAAUAUGUAAAUUACGUUAUUUCUGCUCAAUUAGUUUACACUGAGUUGUUGUUCUUGUGUGAUAUACCAUAGUUAAUGUUAACUAUUAUUAACUAUUAUUAUAUUUACUAUGGAUAAACAUUUUGAUUCGUGAUAGUUUUAUGCGAAUUAGGCUCUUCAUGGUAACGAUAAACAAAGCACACAAAAGGCAGGAUGAGAUUUUUGUCUGGUACCUAAAAGCAAAGGUUAUGCGAUAAUAUAUUCAGGUUGUUCUACGAGAUUUUACCUAUGCAAGAUCCCACUCAUCUUUAAAAGUAACAUUCCCUGACUUUUCCCUGACCAAAAACUCUUUCUCAAUGACCAGGUGACAAGAUUAUCUUUAGUCCUAUAAAUAUAGCUUGCUGAAGCACGAACCAUUUAGAAGCGAAAUCACUUUUUUCGCAAAGACCAGGAAAAAUUCUCCAAAAAUUCCCUGACUUUUCCCUGACUUUUUGAUAAAUUGUAUAUUUCCCUGACCAAAAUCAAAAUUCCCUGACAAUUCCCUGACCUUGAAAAAACAUUCAAAUUUCACUCGGACUUUUUCCUGACUCUGGGAACCCUGCUAUGGCACAAGCUGGUACGUUUCUUUAAAAUUUCACAAUAAUUGUAGUACUACCGUAGUAGAAACGUCAGAAAAAUUGAUUUUUUUGUGUGCUGUAUUGUUGCCAAAUAAAUAGGUAUGAUAUGGGAGCAAAAAGGAAAAGAUUUGUAGGGAUUAAACAUAAAUAUAGCUUAUGUCUCACCAAGAUAUUUGACAGUUUUUGUAAUCGGCCUAGCAAUAAUUUUAUUAUAUUAACCAGUAUUACAAUAGUGACCAAUCUUUUCAAAUAAAAACAGCACCAUCAGUCA
Molecule: messenger RNA, 4722 nt
Organism: Exaiptasia diaphana
Lineage: Eukaryota; Metazoa; Cnidaria; Anthozoa; Actiniaria; Aiptasiidae
Product: tetratricopeptide repeat protein 28-like
Exons: 1
Coding region: 1220-3679 (819 amino acids)
Molecular function (GO): protein binding
Source: RefSeq, a predicted model, not a curated record